GAGAGGAUGAGAUGCGUUUCCAAAGCCGGGUAUGGCACGAAAAUACUGAAAAUCCAUUAUCUUUGAGCUGCAGUUGUUUGCUUGACUCGUAGUUCUGGAUGUUUCGUUACCUGUAAGAAUCGAGUGUUCAGUGUUGUGCAAGUGAAAUGGAUAAGGUUAAUGCAUUGAAGGACAAAGGAAAUGCCGCCCUACAAGCGGGCAAGCUCGACGAAGCGAUUAAAUGUUAUACCGAUGCAAUAGCACUGGACAAAAACAAUCACGUUUUAUACAGUAACCGUUCAGCAGCGUAUGCAAAAGCAGGAAAGUACUCUCAGGCACUGGAAGAUGCGGAAAGAACUGUGGAAUUGAAACCUGAUUGGGCUAAGGGUUACAGCAGGAAAGGAUCUGCUUUAGCAUAUCUGGGCCGUCUAGCUGAAUCUGUUAAAGCAUAUGAAGAGGGUCUGAAGAAAGAACCUGACAAUGCCCAGUUAAAGAAAGACUUGGAAGAUGUAAAAGCUCAACAGUUUGCUGAGAAGGGGAUGGCAAACCCAUUUAGGAUGCCAGAUUUAUUUAUUAAAUUGAGAAAUGAUCCUCGUACUCGAGCGUAUUUGGAAGAUCCUGAUUAUGUGAAAUUGAUAAAUGAACUGCAGAAUAAUCCAAAUAGCCUAGGGACCCAUUUACAUGAUACACGAAUUUUAACAACACUAAGUGUUUUACUUGGAUUAAACAUUGAUCCUCAUGGAGAUGAAGAAAUGGAAACUGAACCUAUACCCCCUAAACCCGAAACACCAAAACACCACUCACAAUCGAAUACAAAACCGAAAGAAGAGAAGACAAAAGAAAAUCUCUCUGAAAGCCAAAUAAAAGCACGGAAAGAAAAAGAUCUUGGAAAUGAAGCGUACAAGAAGAAAAAGUUUGAAGAGGCUUUGAACCAUUAUAACAAAGCAGUUGAACUGGAUCCAACUGAUAUGACCUUUCUUAAUAACAUAGCAGCUGUCUAUUUUGAACAAAAGGAGUAUAAAAAAUGCAUUGAACAGUGUGAAAAGGCUAUUGAAAUUGGGAGAGAAAAUAGGGCUGAUUUUAAAUUGAUUGCCAAAGCCUUUACCAGAAUUGGGAAUGCCCACAAAAAACUUGGGGACCUGUACAGUGCAAAAACUGCAUUUGAGAAAUCCAUGUCUGAGUUCAGGAACCCUGAGGUGAAGGCUUUGCUUUCAAAUGUGGAGAGGGAGAUAAAAGAAUUAGAGCGAAAGGCAUACAUUGAUCCAGCUAAAGCUGAAGAAGAGAAGGAGAAAGGAAAUGAACUCUUCAAAAAUGGCAAUUAUGCAGAAGCUGUCAAACACUACACAGAGGCAAUAAAGCGGAAUCCUGAUGAUCCAAAACUAUACAGCAACCGUGCCGCAUGUUACACAAAACUUGCUGCGUUUGACUUGGGACUAAAAGACUGUGAGAAAUGUCUUGAAUUGGAUCCAAAGUUCACUCGAGGUUGGAUAAGAAAAGGCAAAAUUCUGCAGGGAAUGCAGCAACCUGGCAAAGCUAUCUCAGCAUACCAAAAAGCAUUGGAACUAGAUCCAUCAAAUGCUGAAGCUAUUGAUGGCUACAGAACCUGUACAAUGGCAGUAAACUCAAAUCCAGAAGAAGUUCGUAAGAGGGCAAUGGCUGAUCCUGAAAUACAAGCUAUUAUGCGAGAUCCAGCCAUGAGAGUUAUUUUAGAGCAAAUGCAGAAUGAUCCGAAAGCUCUUGCAGAGCAUUUGCAAAAUCCUGAAAUUGCCUCAAAGAUUCAGAAGCUGUUGGAAUCAGGAUUGAUUGCUAUUCGUUGAUGUAACGAGAGAGACUAAUUUGCUCUGACUCAUCCGUUUGAUCUGCACAGGUGUUGUAACAUCACCAGCGCUCAGUCAUCUUCGCCUGAAUUGUGUGCAUUUAUUGGCAAAUAAUGUAAUUCUUGUAUUGUCUAUGUUUCAUUGUAUUUUUAUAUUCAGGAUGUGUUAUUUAGACGACUGAUGAAUGUUUAGAAAGCCAUUUGACUAUUUGUUUUACUGCCAGGUGCACAGGUAAUUUGUUACGAGCUAACAGAAGACAAUGAUAGUGUUUAAUGACACUAGGAGAAGUUUUUUGAUUUGUUAGUGAAACAGAGAUGUUAUGUGAACUUUAAUUCCUACUGACACCGUAAAUUAUUGGCAUUAUUAUGUGACUGUUGAAAGUGCUAAUUACUGUAUUCUUUCAGAAUACAAAAUAAAAUUUAUAGGGGCAUAUGUUCCAUGAAGGAGAUAAGCCCUUUACCUUUA
Molecule: messenger RNA, 2261 nt
Organism: Schistocerca serialis cubense
Lineage: Eukaryota; Metazoa; Arthropoda; Insecta; Orthoptera; Acrididae
Gene: Stip1
Product: stress-induced-phosphoprotein 1
Exons: 11
Coding region: 147-1796 (549 amino acids)
Molecular function (GO): Hsp90 protein binding
Source: RefSeq, a predicted model, not a curated record